UGUGUUGUUGCUGCCACCUCACUCACUGUAGCUUUGUUACCAGUUGUGGCUAGUUGUAUGUCCUGCUGUCGGAAGACCCGCGUACCAUGGAGGUGUCUGCCCGUGGACAGUCUGAAAUGAGUCAUCCUUAGCGGUGGGACUGGACUGAACAUGACCAGACAGAGAAAGCAUGUUUCCCAAAUCUCCAGACAGGCAGAGUUCGCCCGGGUUUUGAUGAGUGAAGACCGGUCUGUUUUCUCUUCACCCUCGCUAUGAAGGACCGUCUCGACCUCUCCGUUGCCGGAGCUCCUCGGAAACGCUUAACGGACAAGUGACGAGAAAGUGAAGGAAGUUUGAAGCUCGUCCAUCACCGGCUGACCUUGGUCGUCGAUCUUCGCCAGGAUGCCCGAUGAACUGCCACCAGCUCUCUACGUGGUAAUGGAAGUGGCCAUCGCCAUCUCUUCUGUCAUCGGGAACGUGAUGGUGGUCUGGGCGGUGAGAAUGAAUCGCUCGCUGCGGGACACGACCUUCUACUUCAUCGUCAGCCUGGCCCUGGCUGACAUCGCGGUGGGCGCACUGGUCAUCCCGCUGGCCAUCACCAUCAGCAUCGGGCUCACGACUCAUUUCUACAGCUGCUUGCUGGUGGCCUGCACGGUGCUCGUCCUGACGCAAAGCUCCAUCCUAGCUCUCCUCGCUAUUGCCAUUGACCGCUACCUGAGGGUCAAGAUACCUAUGAGCUAUAAGCGGGUGGUGACACCGAAACGAGCUGGGACAGCAGUGGUCGUGUGCUGGAUGGUGGCCAUCAUUGUAGGCCUGACACCUAUGUUGGGCUGGAACAACUUGACAAAGCUAACGAACAACUCCCUGGAUGCUAACCUACUUAUCACCUGCCAGUUUGAAACAGUCAUCAGCAUGGAGUAUAUGGUCUACUUCAACUUCUUUGGCUGGGUGCUGCCCCCGCUUGUCCUAAUGUUGCUUAUAUAUGCUGAGAUCUUCUACAUGAUUCACAAACAGCUUAAUAAGAAAGUGACGGCUAGCCAGACUGACCCCAGUCGUUAUUAUGGCAAAGAGUUGAAACUGGCUAAAUCACUUGCUCUUGUGCUAUUUUUGUUUGCUAUUAGCUGGCUGCCACUGCACAUUCUAAACUGCAUCACUCUCUUCAGCCCAAACUUAGAGAAAAAGAUCCUCAUCUACAUCGCUAUUUUGCUUAGUCACGGCAACUCUGCUGUUAACCCCAUCGUGUAUGCCUUCCGCAUUAAGAAGUUCCGCAGCGCUUUCCUCAAGAUCUGGAAGCAGUACUUCUGUUGCAGGGACAUGUCCCGUCAGGCCGAUCGAGGCAGCCAGCGAAGGGAGAGCCAGGAGAGGAGAGUGAGACGUAACAUUGACAUUUGAUCCCACACUGGAGCCUUGGGGUACACCCCUGUCUAGUAGGAGGUCUGUUAUAGAGAUUAUUUUUGGUGGAUGUCUUCAUGGGAAUGAAGUGUGGGUGAGCUGCUGUCAGUUUAUCCUUAGCAUCUAGGCCAGUGACCCUAUGAUAUUUUGAUCCCACACUGUAAAAUAAUAUUCUGUUUUCCAGCUAAUGUUGAGAUCAAACAUCAACUGAGGCAUUUCACCGAAAUAUUCACUAAAGUCAUAGUCAAUGGUGCGAUGAAUGUAGCCUACCAUCUGUGAAGGACCAUCAAAUAUAUGAAAACUGCCUGUUUUCGUGGAAGCGCCACACAGUCCAAAUGGCAUUCAGUUUGUGGCAAAGCCUUACUGCAACUACUGUUAAGUGCUUUAAACCACGACAGGUAUUAACUAGACAAAGUGUCUGAGUUGACUUGGGGAAAUGUCAGUAAGCCACCUGUCCUGCUUUUUAUCACGUUUCUUUUGAAUCAAUGGCACUGCAGUAUUAAGAGUAAUGAACUCUUAAAGAGUCAUGAGUCUGAACUAGAUCUUUUUGUGGAAGGACAUGGAGAACACGAUUUAACGAAGUAACGUUUUCAACUGACCAAUCCAUUUCCUUGGAAGAUGAAUUGUUUUAUUAGAGUGGUGAAUUGCAGUUUAUUUAUGCAAUCCAUAAUUGUAAAUUGAUAAACAUGCAGUCAAAACAAUUGCUUCCUUUGCCUUAAACAGAACUGAUCUGCUUGAUCCACUCUUUUGCUGCUUGAAGUGAAAUUUGUCAUGUUUUACAAGUAUUUUUAUUUUAUGUAAUUGUUUAUUAUGAUUUGUUGUCAGAAAAGGUUUACUCAUCUCAUUUGUAUUACAGCUGUUACUACAGUAAGCACUGGAAGAUGCAGUAGAGCAACUUGACAAUUCUAAUAUUUUUUUCAUAUCUUCUUGUAUGUAAGUGUCCAAGUCUAACAGCUACCAUGUAUAAUGUAUUGGAAGCGCACUACUUGAUCAUACCUUGCUUGAUUAUCUUUGUGAGGAAUGGUUAUGAGCAUUAUGUGCUUAACUGUAGACCAACCAAGCAUUUGAUAUCUACAAUGCUUUGAGCAGGAGAAUCAAGAAGCAAGUGUGAAACAACAGACAAGACAGAACCAUGAAUAAACCUAGUUUGAACUAUAUUAACCAAGACCUGGUAUUGUUUUUAUGUUCAGCCAAGAACCCAUACUGUGAUGCUCAGUUCACAAGGAGCAGUACCUUGCACUAUACAUCUGAACAGUGGUGACAUCAUCAAAGAACAUUAAAAAAAUACUCACAGUUAACAUGAAAUAUGAUGAAGAAUCUGAUACAUCAAAACUACUUGGUGCAGUCACCAACCAGUGAAAGUGAUGUGUUCAAAUAUAUGAGUGUACUUACUAAAUUUACAAAAAGUACCUUGUUUGUAUGCUUUUUUUUUUUGGUCACAAAAACUGCAUUGAUUUGCUGCCCAAUGAAGAUUAAGAGCUGUAUCUAAGCAGUAAGUUCUGUUGUGCCUCCAAACCAUUGAAGUAAUACACACAUUGACUGAUGUACUCUCAUUGGCCACUUUAUUUGGUUGCAUCUGCAUUGAUUGUCCAGUUUAUUAGGCCCAGUUAGCAUAUUCAGUUCUGUGCAAAAAUCAGAGACCACCCUUUUGUUUAUUUAAUUUCCAUGCUAAAAAUUGUGAUACUAUAUUUAGUUGUUGAGGCUUUUGGUUUCAUCUUUUUUUCUUGAUGCUGAGCAAUAAAUCACUUAAUGGUUGGUUAAAUUAAAUAGAUGAAAGGAUCUGUAUUUGUAGAUCUGUUUCCCUGCAUAAUUUGUUGACCUUAAACUUUUUCCUAUUAAUCAACUGCCAGGAGCCCCACAUGGUUAUUAUUUGAAUAGUGCUCAUACAGCAGUGUUGCUGGUAUUGUGAUGUAUUAUGAUAUGGUUUAUCUCAAUAUGAUAAAAUAUUGCCCUACUGCCCUCCUCUACUUAACCAUACACAAUGUUAAGUAAAAAAGAAUGAAUUUUUAAUUGACUUUUACAAAACCCUUUUCCUGAAAAGUUGGUAAGUAUUUGUAAAAUGCAAUAAAAACAAGAAUCUUUGAUUUGGUCA
Messenger RNA from Pygocentrus nattereri (red-bellied piranha), 3463 nucleotides. RefSeq names its product adenosine receptor A1-like. Gene Ontology annotation, cellular component: membrane; dendrite; synapse. The coding region runs from base 382 to 1371 and encodes 329 amino acids. The record is from RefSeq and is a predicted model, not a curated record. NCBI's taxonomy places the organism in Eukaryota, Metazoa, Chordata, Actinopteri, Characiformes, Serrasalmidae. Gene Ontology annotation, molecular function: G protein-coupled adenosine receptor activity. The transcript is spliced from 2 exons. Gene Ontology annotation, biological process: G protein-coupled adenosine receptor signaling pathway.